This is a messenger RNA of Linum trigynum, 1609 nucleotides long. The record is from the annotation of a GenBank genome assembly. NCBI's taxonomy places the organism in Eukaryota, Viridiplantae, Streptophyta, Magnoliopsida, Malpighiales, Linaceae.
GUAGGUGACUCAACCUUCCGACCCAUCCCAAAUCCUUGAGAGCCUCACCAGCAGCUAGAUGCCAUUACUACAAGAAGUGGAAAGACGACGGUUGCAAUUCUCGCUCCUUUUAGGCAGGAUGAACCAAGAUAUGUUUCAGCACUUUUAUCCGAAGAUGAGUAAGUGGAGGUUGAGAAGGAAGCACCUGCUCUCAAACCACAGCUAGUGGUUUAAGGAUCAUGUUCCCCAGCUUCCUUUCCCCACUCGUAUGCACAAGGACAAGCUGGAGAGUGAGUUUUCUAAGUUCAUGACAAUAUUUAAGCAGAUCAACAUCAGCAUACCAUUCGUGGAGACACUGUCGAAGAUGCCCAAGUACGCAAAAUUCAUGAAGGAUCUCCUCGCCAAUAGGAAGAAACUUGGGGAUCUAUCGAUAGUGAUGCUGAGAGAGGAGUAUUCUGCCAUCAUGGAGAACAAACUGCCUGAGAAGCAAAAAGACCCUAGGACUUUUAAUAUCCCUCUUGUUAUGGGCAACAUGCAUGUAGGAAAGUCCUUGGCGGACAUAGCCUCUAGCAUUAAUGUCAUGCCCUAUAAAUUGUUUAAGAAUCUAGACCUAGGUGAACCCAGAACCACUAGGAUGAGUAUUCAUUUAGCUGAACGUUUGAUUGUGCAUCCUAGGGGUAUCAUUGAGGACUUGCUUGUUAACGUGGGAGCAUUCACAUAUCUUGUUGAUUUUUUUAUCUUGGACAUAAAUGAAGAUGUGGAUGUGCCUUUGAUUUUGGGUAGAUCAUUUCCCGCCACCGCCAAGGCAUUGUUUGAUGUGCAUAGUGGCAAGUUAAUUUGGAGGACUGAUGAUGAACAAGCUACAUUUUAUGUGUCUAACAAUGCGAAUUCCCACAUGCAUGAUGACUUGGUUACUGUGACAUUAUUGCUGAUUUUGAAACGGCUGACGCCAUCACGAGUGCGGGUGCUGAUGAUGCCCUUGAGCGCUGUAUUUUGCUAGGUGGCCAGGCAUCGCAGGAGCUGCAGCUGGAGAAGCAGUUGGAAGCGCUAGAUCGUGGCGAGUUCUUGUAGUUUGAGAAUUCGUUCAAGUCGAUCUCAUCCUCAACCAAUAUCACCACCUCUUUAGAAGAGCCACCAGAACUAAAGUUAAAGCCUCUCCCUCCUCACUUGGACUAAAGCUAAAGCCUCUCCUUCCUCACUGGGAGGUGAACAAGCUCCUAGUUAUCAUUAGCUUGACCCUCACACCUUAGAAGAAGACUAGACUGGUGGCUUUGCUUAAGUAGUAUGAGCGAGCUCUGGCCUGGAAGAUCACCGAUAUCCGAGGGAGCAGCCCCAAUUUCUAUUGCCACCGGAUCCUGAUGCAUGAUGAGAUUCGGCCGGUGAGAAAUCCCUAGAGGAGAUUGACACCGAAUAUGGAGGUCGUGGGAAGUAACUCGCACGAAACUACACCACAAUAUAAUUCCGACUAGAGUCCAAGUUUUUAAACUCUAAUGGGGUGCAGUAUAGAGCAAGUAUUUAAAUAUCAACCCGGGUCGGUCCGUCUACCCCUACUUCAAUCAUUUUAAUCAGUAUCUAGCAACAAAGUUUUGGUUUAAAAGUUUGCUAAUUAUAAUAAAAUAGGGCAAAGGUA